CCAAAGGAACACAUCCCACUUCAUUCAACAGCCGUCAGUAGAAAUCGCAGUCGAUUAUUUGGUACCGUGUGAACUAAUUUUGCGUGGUUUGAAAUGGGCGCCUUAAACAGUAAGAUAUCGCCAUCCUCGGAAAUACUGCCGACCAUCGAGCAAGGUGAAGGGCCAUUUAUAGAUCCACGUUCACCGACGCUCAACAUCAACAGAAGUCCAAUCCAUCAGCAGGAGGGUAUUGCUACGCGUGCUACAAUUACAAAGGGCAAAAACCUUGCGACGGAACUAACGGAAAUGGAUCCGUCCUUCCACCUACAUACGCCGAUUAACCUCCUGCCGAAGCGUUUCCAAUCGAUCAUCGACCCCCGUUCACCGAGCACAUUCACCAGGACACCGCUGGUAGUAGAUCCGGCUUCGCCAGCUAUCGAUAGCAAUGAUAGUAGCUUAACGACCGUUGUUUCCUCGCUUGCAUAUGAAGACAGUAUCAUCCAGGAGGAGGACAACAUGGAUGCCUCAUUUAAAGACUGUGAAUCUCAACUGCCAGGAAUAUGCAACCUACAAAUUGAGUACGACGAUUCGGCUCCGAUCAUCGAACCGAAGGACGAAGCCAACGAGGACACCGUUUUUGAGGACGCGUUAGUGGUUCCUUUUGCAGGCUAUGAUCCUCGCUCACCGUCAAUCGCUAUUGCUCGAACCCCCAUGGUCCUUGUGCACGAUGAUGCCGAAACGGACGAAGCGAACAACGAACAGCAGGUAGAGAGUGUGUUGAAACUAACGGCGCACACAAAGGAAAUUACGGAAAGUCAACAGUGCACUCCGCCGCAGGGUAUUCAGGGUAGCGCUGUACGGGGCGAGCAAACGCCUAAAAAAGAUAACAUUACCCCGAAGGCAGGUAACCGUACCCCGCUUGGGUGCGUUACUAACACAGGAGGAAUUCGUAAAAUAGCACUCUUGGGCCAAAUGAAGAAAACUAUUGGCAGCGAUGAGCAAAAGCUACUCUCACUUACCAGCAAUUCCAGCAGCGCGGAAUCAAACGUAUCGUCGAAAAACAUUAACCGCUCACGCAUUCCCAAAUUGCGACUGUCAUAAUCAUUUCUCACUCGAUUUUUCUGUAAUUUUAUUUUUUAAUUAUGUUUUACUACGUAGACAAAUAAAUACGAUGGACUUCUCAAAACGAUAA
Messenger RNA from Anopheles coustani, 1171 nucleotides. RefSeq lists its product as uncharacterized. Bases 94 to 1080 code for a protein of 328 amino acids. The record is from RefSeq and is a predicted model, not a curated record. The transcript has 2 exons. Lineage: Eukaryota; Metazoa; Arthropoda; Insecta; Diptera; Culicidae.